UGCCUUCUCAGUGCGCAGACGCCCGUCAUGAUGGCCCCAGCGUCACAGCCGCGACAGCCAACAGCCCUUCUUCUGCCGAGGCGAUGAUGCCCACGAGCUUCGCCACGUGAGAAUUGAGGUGUUCCUCGACCAGCCGCUUGACGUCCUCCUCGCGCAGAACUGAGGGACGGUUGCACACACACACACACACACACACACACAGUCUUUGAGUGGUCGGCCAGUCACUCGCUCAUCAAUGUGUGCAUCUUACAUGGGGCCUGCGGCGACAGCGUAACUGCAGCGACAACCACACCAGGCAGCUCCAGCGCCCGCCGCCAUCCCUGUGGGUCCAUGUGGGUCGCCCCCUCCGCCAGCUUCAGCAGGUGGUCAACCAGCAGGCUGAACAGUGGGAGGGAGAGAUGUAGGGGGAUAUCGGGGAGCUCGUCAUCCACCAGAUGUUGCAAGACGGCAAGCGCCGUCCUCGAAAUAGACCCCUCCAUGUCGGUGCGCAUGACGGUCAGGCACUGCUUGAGGGUCGUCUGAUGACUGGCGAGGAAUAAGUCGCGUAGACGAGCGCCCUCGUCCGGUACAGCAUCAUACAGAGCAUGAAUCACCUCCGCGAGAAGCGCCAGCCGCAGGUACGUCACGACAUCCACUGCAGCAUCAGCUUUGACGGCGUGUUUGACGAAUAGGCUCUCGUCCGGCCCAUAGCAGCGGCUGCCGCCCUCUGCGGCCUCCCUCCAGGUCACCACAUCCACAACAACACCAGCCACAUCCACCAGCUGAGAUGGCUGCAACGCCGCCAGUGCGGGCCUGAUCUCCGGCAUAAGGAAGAGCAGCAGAUCUGCCGCAGCCAGCUGAGUCUCUGGAUUGCCGUUAUCCAGCAACCAGGUGAGUAUGCGGCGCAGACCUUUGUCUGCGAGAAAGCGACGGAGCAAAUCUCGGCCCCGCUUUCUGCUGAGCCUCUCGUUGACGCAUGCAUCAGCUACUUUCCGUGCUGCAGCUGUGAAGGUGCUGGGGUCCGCUGAGAGGAGAUCUGCCGCAAGAAGGUCGAUGUCGCUGUGACUCAGCGCCGGCUCGCGAGAUCCCUCCCUCAUCUCAAUGUGGCAGAUGAGGCAGAGCUGCACGCGUGGAGGGGCAAAGGGCGGGGCUGAAAAGCGCU
This is a messenger RNA of Vitrella brassicaformis, 1141 nucleotides long. Lineage: Eukaryota; Vitrellaceae. The record is from the annotation of a GenBank genome assembly.